Fusarium tjaetaba is the source of this 933-nucleotide messenger RNA. RefSeq lists its product as uncharacterized. NCBI's taxonomy places the organism in Eukaryota, Fungi, Ascomycota, Sordariomycetes, Hypocreales, Nectriaceae. Gene Ontology annotation, biological process: regulation of DNA-templated transcription. The record is from RefSeq and is a predicted model, not a curated record. The transcript has 6 exons. The coding region runs from base 1 to 933 and encodes 310 amino acids. Gene Ontology annotation, molecular function: DNA-binding transcription factor activity, RNA polymerase II-specific; zinc ion binding.
AUGGUUGGUGUGCCUGGCAGAUCCAAGGCAUGCGUCACCUGUCGACGGCGGAAGAAGGGUUGCGAUAAGAAAGUGCCCUUUUGCGGCCAGUGUCUCGCCCUGGGUAUCCCAUGCGAAGGAUACGAGCGUCAGCAAAUAUGGCUCAACAGCGAAGGUUCCACGCAAAAGUCAUACACUAAAUCUCCCUCACGAACCAGAGCACAAAAGUUCACUGGCCUUUUCUGGUCAGAUUAUCUGUCUGGCGGAAGUGGUUACUCCCUGAAAGCCUCUGGUAUAACCAGUACAAAAUGGAUGAAGCUCUACGAGGCUCUAAGUGAAGUUGAAGCUAGUCUUCAAUACGUCGCUAUGGCGCUCAGCACAGCAACACUCGGUGCGAAUAAUAGCGAUGUCCAACUCAUGGGCAAAAGUCAACAAGCAUAUGGAUUAGCAAUGCAGCAAAUGGCAACGUCGUUUAUAUCUCCAUCACGAAACAAGGAUGGCAUUCUCGCUGCUAUUCAGCUCAUGCGUGUAUAUGAGCAACUGUUUGGCACCGGCAUUUCAGCUGCUCAAAAGAACUCUCCUGUGUCGCAGAUCAAGGGCUUCAGAAAGCAUAUAGAUGGGGAGACCGCUCUGAUAUUGAGUCGCGGCCCUGAAGAUUCGUGGUCCUCCAUGGGGAAACAGCUUCUUGCAGAUGGUCGCCUAACCUUGAUCAACGCGUACAUCUCACGGCGCAAGCGAUCACCAUACAACAACGGCUGGAAACAAUCGCCACUAUGGCGCUCAGUAACCAACUCACCGCUGAACCAAAUCAUCGAUAUCUUGGUUGAAGUACCAGCGCUUCUCGAAGACCUGGACAUCUUCCGAGACACUCUAAAUAUCGAACUCUAUAACUCAAUCCUGACUCGAUGUCGCACCUGCGAGGGAGCCUUUACCGGUACCGAAGAACGACGAUGA